UCAACCCUCUGGCAAACCCCAUUCCCAGCAGGCUGGGGAAGCCCCAGGAGGGUGUUCCCAGCUGCUUCCCCCCCCAGCACUGGGCAGGAUGGGGUGGGCUCUGGCUCCCAGCUGGGGAGUUCCUGCACCAUGAGCUGUUCUCAGCAGUUACAUCUUGUUGCCUUCAUUCCCAGACACAGCUGGUUCCAGGGACAGGGCAGGAUCCUGGUGUAAAACAGGGCUCUGCUGGUUGCUGGGAGAGAACAGGGAGAGGAGGUGGGAGAGAGGACCCGUAACUGGGGGCUGAGGGGAUGUCUGAGGUUUGGAGCAGCAGAAUCUGGGAUGAAAGUGCCAACCCAGGGAUUAUGAAUCAGGGAGAGAGGGGCUGACUUGGGGGGUGGACCCUGCACACUCUCUGGCACCAGCCCCACUGCUGCUCCCCCAUCAGGGCCAGUAUGUGAGCUGGGUGUGUACCUCGUGGCUCCCAAACUCUAAUAAAUACACUUCCUCCCCAAUUUUCAAGCUGUUGGGUGUUCCUUGCUUUUUGGGAGGUGCUUUAAAUCCUCCUGCCAGAGCCGUGGGCUGCUAAGAGCAGAAGCUGGGGCUGCACGAUGCUGAGCUCAGGUCUUCCUUCUGUGCUCCUCUUGCUCACAGCACUGGAGCUGAGCUGGUCCCUGAGUGAUGAAGAGAAGAAAAUCAUCUUGGAUGAGCAUAAUAAAUACCGUUCCCAGGUCUCUCCUCCUGCUGUGGAUAUGCUGAGGAUGACCUGGGACGUGGAGCUGGAGGCCUUUGCCCAAGCCUAUGCAGAGAAGUGCAUCUGGGACCACAACAAGGAGAGGGGCCGACGGGGGGAAAACCUCUUUGCAAUGGCUCCAACCCUGGACCUGGAGUUUGCUGUGGAAGAUUGGAAUGCUGAGGAGAAAUACUACAACCUGUCAACUUCCACCUGUGUCCCUGGGCAGAUGUGUGGCCACUACACCCAGGUGGUCUGGGCAAGCACACAUCAGAUUGGCUGUGGGUCCAAGUUCUGUGAGAAGAUUGAUGGGCUGGACACAGAGGACAUGUACCUGCUUGUCUGCAACUAUUACCCCCCGGGCAACAUGAAGGGCCGAAAGCCCUACAAGGAGGGACCUUCAUGCUCUCAGUGCCCUGAGGACAGAGUCUGUGUCAACUCCUUGUGUGAACCCCUUGUAGAAGAGACCACUCCAGCCUCUGUGACAGCAAAGGCAAGCCCAUCCACCCCAACCACAGCCAAACCAGAACCCACCACAGCCAAACCAGAGCCCACCACAGCCAAACCAGAGCCCACCACAGCCAAACCAGAGCCCACCACAGCCAAACCAGAGCCCACCACAGCCAAGCCAGAACCCACCACAGCCAAACCAGUGCCCACCACAGCCAAGCCAGAGCCCACCACAGCCAAGCCAGAACCCACCACAGCCAAGCCAGAACCCACCACAGCCAAGCCAGAGCCCACCACAGCCAAACCAGAGCCCACCACAGCCAAACCAGAGCCCACCACAGCCAAGCCAGUGCCCACCACAGCCAAGCCAGUGCCCACCACAACCCCAGCCAAACCAGAACCCUCAACACCAGAACCCACCACAACCAAGACAAGAACCCCAACCACAUUCCCAACUACAGCCAAGCCACCACUCACAACUAUGGUGCCCACCACAGCCAAGCCAAAACCCACCACACCAGCAGCCACCCCAGCCAUGGCCAAGCCAAAGCCCACCAUGCUGGCAACCACCACACCAAAACCCACCACAGCAACUGCUGCCACUAAGCCAACACCCACUGCACCAAAGCCCACCACAGCCACCACACCAAAACCCACCACAACCACCACUACAGCCAAGCCAACACCCACCACACCAAAACCCACCACCACUAUGGCCAAACCAACAUCCAUCCCAUCAAAACCCAUCACAACCACCACUACAGCCAAACCAACACCCACCACACCAAAGCCCACCACAACAACAGCCAAACCAACACCCACCACACCAAAACCCACCACCCCUAUGGCCAAACCAACAUCCAUCCCAUCAAAACCCAUCACAACCACCACUACCACCAAGCCAACACCCACCACACCAAAACCCACAACUGUGGCUAAGCCAAAACCUGCCACAACAGCCAAACCAACACCCUCCACACCAAAACCCACCACAACAGCCAAACCAACACCCUCUACACCAAACCCCACCACAACCACAACAGCCAAACCAACACCUACCACACCAAAACCCACCACAACAACAGCCCAACCAACACCCACCACACCAAAACCCACCACAACAGCCAAACCAACACCCUCCACACCAAACCCCACCACAACCACAACAGCCCAACCAACACCCACCACACCAAAACCCACCACAACAGCCAAACCAACACCCUCCACACCAAACCCCACCACAACCACAACAGCCAAAGCAACACCCACCACACCAAAACCCACCACAACAGCCAAACCAACACCCACCACACCAAACCCCACAACUGUGGCUAAGCCAAAGCCUGCCAUAGGUACAGCCAAGCCAACACCCACCACACCAGCACCUACCACCACUACAGCCAAGCCAACACCUGCUGCUACAUCAGCAAAGCCAAAACCCACCACGACACCACCAGCACCUACCACAACAGCAAAGACACAACCAAAACCUGCCACAACCACGAAGCCAGAGCCCACUGAACCAGCACCACCCAGUCCUACUGAGGCAACUGGGCUGACUCUUUCCUUGGAGCCCACAUUAGACCUGGAUUAUACAGCAUCUCCAGAAGUAGACACUGGAGAGCCUCUUAGCCCCUUAACUACAGAGGAUCCCACCUUAGCAGAGAGCAUGGCCAUGGCCUUCAGCCCCAGGUCAGCCCCAGAGACCAUUAGAGGUGUCAAAGAGGAUGGGAAAGAGACAUCAGCCCUUUCCAGCCCAUCCCCAUCCCUCAGCCAAAAUGUUCCAGAGAUCAAGUUAGGUUUCAAUAAAGCUGAGCUCAUGACCCCCUCCAAGUCAGUGGUCUUCAGCCCUGAAGAACCCACCUUCUUGCGCUUAACAUCGUCCUCCAAAGAAAGGAAAGGGCAGAGUCCUGCUUUCCAGACCUCCCUCUCAGCAGGUGCCCUGGACACUGAAGAACUGGAGACAAACUCAGCCCAGACAAGCAUGGAUCAGCCCGUGGCUGGAGCCCCCUGUACCUGCUUGGGGCUUUCACUCUUCCUCCUGCCCAGUGUCAUCCUGGUGGGUCUUCUACUUUGAAUGGUCUUUCUCAGCUGUCCCUGCACCAGUCACCAAGACUUCCUUCAACACUGGUUGUUCCACAACCCUGGUAGGCUUGGGAGACACCACGGACAAUUCAGGUUGUCACACUCUCUUCUUCUGCUCCAGCCCUGAGGAGCCAAGGGCAGCUGGCAGUCCCAUGGGA
Apus apus (common swift) is the source of this 3405-nucleotide messenger RNA. It is a transcript of the gene PI16, whose product is annotated as peptidase inhibitor 16. Gene Ontology annotation, cellular component: extracellular region. The record is from RefSeq and is a predicted model, not a curated record. Bases 591 to 3239 code for a protein of 882 amino acids. The transcript has 6 exons. Lineage: Eukaryota; Metazoa; Chordata; Aves; Apodiformes; Apodidae.